UGCCAAAAAGUCAAAACAUCCAAAAACACAUCAUUGUUUUAACAAGUUUGCAUCUUUCAAGAAAAGGGUGACAUUCGCGCUGCUAGUUUCGUAAACAAAAUGCAUUGAUAGGACCGUCAAACUGUCCCAAAUUACCAAAUUGGACUUUCGUUGCCCGUCUAUAACCCAUUGCAAUAAUGUCCAUAACAACCAGUUUUGUGAUAGCCGGCUUAAUUCGCUUCCUCUUAAUCAUAUCGAAAUACGCCCAAAUAAUUCAAAAUCGUAUCGAAAUUUCAACUCCACUAAACUCAUGGAAACGAGUGAGUGAAGGUGCAUUCAUGUACAAUGCGAACAUAAAUCCAUACACCGGUGACAUGUACCAUGAAAAUCCAUUGAUUUUGGUGGCCACAAACUUCUUGAUCAAUAAAACACCGCUGGUGAUUCCAUAUCUUAUCAUAGCGUUGGAUUUGGCUGCUGGUUGGUUACUGUAUAAGAUGGCUGAGCGAUUUAUUCACGAAAUGUACGACGACGAACGAAGUAAACUCAGCAAAUUUGCAAAGGAUUCGGAGCCACUACACAUCAAAACAACCGAUCUAACCGAAAUCCCGGUCUACGUGGCCAUGGCCUAUCUAUUCAAUCCGUACAGUGUCCUGAACUGUGUCGGCUUGACGACAACGGUGUGGAGUAAUUUUCUGCUAGCCGGAUUCUUCUACUGUUUGUCGCGUAAGAACACCGUUUUCAGUUGUCUAUUCUUGUCGCUGGAGACGCAGAGAAAUUUUUACCCCUUCGUGUUAAUCGUACCUGCCAUGCUGAUUUUGAGCAGAAGCGGCGACAAACUUAAUAAAGCCAAAAUGGUUCAGGUGCUAGUCAUUUACUUGAUCACAUUCGUCGGCCUAAACUUUGGAGCAUUUUACUUAAUUCAAGACUGGAAUUUCUUGAACGCAACGUUUGGAUUCAUAUUCUAUCACACCGACCUCACACCGAACAUCGGUUUGUUUUGGUAUUUCUUCACCGAAAUGUUCGAACACUUCCGAACGUUGUUCCUGUAUACAUUCCAAAUGAACGCAACCGUACUGUACCUAUUCCCAUUGACGAUAAAGCUACACAAGAAACCACUUUUAUUGGCCACUAUCUUGACGGCAUUGAUAACCAUCUUCCGUUCAUAUCCGUGCAUUGGUGACGUUGCGUUCUACAUGUCUUUGUUCCCGUUGUGGAAGUCGUCGGCGAGAUUCAUGGCCAACAACUUCAUCGUGUUCUGUUUUCUUCUAAUCACAUCCGCACUCGGUCCGAUCGUUUGGUAUCUAUGGAUCUACUGUAAUUCGGCCAAUGCCAAUUUCUAUUUUGGAGCUACAUUGGCAUUCGCUAGUGCUCAAAUAUUUCUAGUCACCGAUCUACUAUUCGCCUCGAACAAACGAGAAUUUUGUCUGCGUGAAGGACUGAGUGUCAUAAGUAAAAUUGCGUUGGAAUAGAAAGUGUUUCUCGUCUUUUGGAAUAAACCUUUUCAAAAUCGAAA
Messenger RNA from Bradysia coprophila, 1492 nucleotides. It is a transcript of the gene PIG-U, whose product is annotated as phosphatidylinositol glycan anchor biosynthesis class U. Gene Ontology annotation, cellular component: GPI-anchor transamidase complex; membrane. Gene Ontology annotation, biological process: attachment of GPI anchor to protein. NCBI's taxonomy places the organism in Eukaryota, Metazoa, Arthropoda, Insecta, Diptera, Sciaridae. The record is from RefSeq and is a predicted model, not a curated record.